Molecule: messenger RNA, 1000 nt
Organism: Coregonus clupeaformis (lake whitefish)
Lineage: Eukaryota; Metazoa; Chordata; Actinopteri; Salmoniformes; Salmonidae
Gene: cskmt
Product: citrate synthase lysine methyltransferase
Exons: 2
Coding region: 117-887 (256 amino acids)
Source: RefSeq, a predicted model, not a curated record
CAGCAUACUUGUUUACGUUAUUGACGCAUACGCAGUUGUCCACAACUGCGCACACAGCAAGUAGCUUGCUGCUCGCAGCAGUGCGUGAGGGAGGAUUUCAAGGAGAGACAGAAAUCAUGGCGGUGAUUUUAAACAUACUGACAAUGUCGCCAAGGAGGUUAGGGAUGUUAAUUACAAAUACACGUUUAAGGCACCACACCAGUCUAACAACUGAACUUAUCAACAACAUGGACAAAAAAGCAACAUGGGACCGGUUCUACACAGAAAACAACAGCAAGGCAACCAACUUCAAAAAUUUUGAGUGGUUCUUCGGUUUCGACGCAAUCCGGGACUUCAUCCUGCCCAUGCUGCAUUCACAGCCCAACUCUGAUGCCCUACAUGUUCUGGACAUGGGCUGUGGUACCUCUGCCCUAGGAUCCUGCAUAUACAGAGACUCUCCCUGGCCAGUGCAGGUGACCUGCGCUGACAUCUCCGCUAUUGCUGUGCGCCUUAUGCAGGAACAAACAGAAGCCAAAGCCGUGCAACCUCAGAACCCUUCCUCUAAGCUGGACUUCUUAGAACUGGACUGCACUCAUCUCCACAAACAAUUUGGUUCUGAGAGCCUGGACCUCAUUCUAGACAAGGGCACCAUAGAUGCCUUGUUAAGGUCGAGGGAAGGGGGAGCCAAGGCCAGCCAGGUGCUUAAGCAGUGCCUAAAGGUGUUGAGGGACUCUGGGUCUCUCCUUCAGUUCUCAGAUGAGGACCCUGAUGCCAGGAUGUUGUGGCUGGAGAAAGAGGUCCGGGAGCCGGGUUUGAUGGCUGCCGAUGUGGGGGUGCAGGAGGUGGGGGAGCUAAGGGGAGUGACUUAUUACUGCUACCAAGUUACCUCUCGUCCUGUAGCACAGUAGGUAGUCAGUUGUUUUUGUAUGUCUGCGUUGCGCCAUAAUGCACCCAAGUCAGGGAGUGAACGUCUUUUUGACAUGAAUGAGAUGUGACUGUAAUAAAUAAUUUCUUGAUACAA